CAUGCAUGUGUCACGCCUAGAGCCUGUAUCAAUGAAACUGGUUCUGUUUCCUUCCUUGCGGCCCGCCGGGUGCUCGUUGUAUCACGGAAGUAUGUGUGUUGAUGCAAUUUGCAAAUGACAGCCCGAGCCCGGCCCUGCAGAGUCUUCAAGCGGAACUUGCAGACACGGAAAUGGAUUCUGCCUAGCGUUAGUUCUGUAGGAAAGGCAAAUUGUCCUGUUUACAGUCUACUUGGGUUGAACAGCUCAGAUGAGGACGAGACAGGAAUCGUAAGAUUUUUAAAAGUUAGCCUUGUUGCAAACGCGCGGCCGACUGGAAGGACGUUUGUUGUAUGAGCCGUCAUCAGUCCGUGUGAAAGUUGGCAUUGGAAAGUUGACCUGCUAGCUGCGCGGACGCGGACUUUUCGAGAGUUUGAAAGCCAGACGACACGGUGUUUUAUUGAAGUCGGGGUGUGUGAAAUCUCACCACCACCUUGCAUGUUUCUGAGGUGAUACGUUCGAGUUUUUGGCUUGGUUUAUGCCUCGGAGGACGGGGAUUACGCGGGUCGAACGUGGAGACAACGUGACAAGAUGGCUGAGGCAGAGUCCCACGUUAGCUCCAAGAACCUGGCACUGCGUAUGGAGAAGAAAAUUGCCAGCAAGAUGUCCACCAAGCGAGUGGCCAACCUCUUCAUCGAUGACACGCUGGCUGGGGUGCUGGAUAACCUGUCAGCCAUGCUCAAGCAGUACACGGGCAACAAGAAGGAUGCUGACAAGGUCAUCAAGAACAUCAUCAAGGUCACCAUCAAGAUCGGCAUCCUCUAUCGCAAUGACCAGUUCAGCCCUGAGGAGCUGGCGCUGGCCGAGGCCUUCCGCAAGAAGUUCCGCACCCUGGUCAUGACGGUGGUCAGCUUCCAUGAGGUGGCCUUCAGCUAUGACAAGGCCUACCUGACGGAGCUCCUGGACAGCUGUGCCCAGAUGCUGACCCAACUGGUGGAGCACCACCUGCGGGACAAGUCGGUGGGCCGCAUCGACCACGUCUUCAAGUUUUUCUCGAACAGUGCCUUCAUGGAAACGGUCUUUACUGAAGACACGCCCCUGAAAUGCCACUUAGACAAAAUAGUGGUGGGGCUCAAUAAACUUCUAGAGGGCGGCCACAUCUGAUUUUUUUUUUAAUCAAAAUUUCUUGGGGGAACUUGCUUGCCUGUAAUGUUUGUUGAACCAUUCCUUUAGGUUGUAUACACAUGUGUAUACUCACUCACAUGAACCCAUUGACAAAGAGCUUCUGUGUAACCAUCCCUGUAGUUACCGAAAAUUUCAUCAGUUAGUUUAAGUGAUUUGAAUUUGGUCGUAACUCAGCCUCUUUGGUCUCAGUUAUUUUCGGGGAAGUUUUAUGUUUAACAGAAACUCUUGUGUAAACUGACUUGGCCUAAAAAUGAGCACUGUCCCCUGGUCAUCGUAUAGCUGUAUCUACUUUAGACGACUUUCAUGUGAUGUCAAGCCAACCACUGGCAUGGCUGUCAGUGUAUGCACAUGUACCCCACUAGCCCCUCAAAAUGGCUGCAAAUUGUACACAGGUGAACCUGAGAAAUAUCAUGAGAAGGGUUGUGAAAUCUCGAUAUAAGUCAAGUACUGGUAUUUUAAAUGCUAACAUGUGCAUGCUACACACUGAGGGCAAAAGAAGGAAAGGGAAGGCAAAUUUCAUGAGAACAAGAAGCAUAGCUUCUGCCCUGAUGUUUCCACUUUCAUGAGAAAUUUACUUCGCCUAAACAUUUACAUGAUGUAAGCGUAUCACCUGGGCUAGGAUCUUUGAGAAUUGUCUGAAUACAAACAUCCCCUUAGUGAAAUAACCUGCAUUCCAGCAAUACCAAAUUCAGGUUAUUGUUGUAAGGCAUGCUUUGAGACAAACACUCAGAUGCACAUGAUCCCGCCAGUGGCAUUGGGAGGACGGGGUUUGAUUCUGCCCUGCCCCACCCUACCAAAAGCAAGAUAUCGCAAUCAUUCAGGAGUAUAGGACAGCAGCAUUAUGUAAACGUGAACACUACACGUAAAUGGACCAUAUCAUGUUUGCUGCGUUCCACUUCUGUGGUUGGAUGCAUGCUCUCAUGCCUUCACAUGAUCACAGUCCAGGGUCCAGUUCCUGUGAACGGAUGCUCAUCUUCGGUGUGGAACCUUCAGUGUUCCUGAUAUGGUGCCUAUUCUGGCGCACACAGACGUAUCAGUGAAUGCUGUUGGAGAGACCGCCCAGCCAGGCUCAGUAUAGGUAUCCCACCGGAUGCAGCUUCCGCGAUACUGCGUUAUCUCUUCCAGUGCCUCAUCCACAUAUGGCCCAUGCUAAACAGUCAUUGACAUAAACUGUAGACCCUUUGCAGUAUUUUGAACUGCACCAUAAAUGAAGGUGACAGACGCAUACUAAAAGUUAGAUUGUGACACGCCUUAAUGAAACAGCCCGUAUUUCACAUAAUUGUCAGAACAAGACAAUUUGUGGUCAUAUUGAAGAUACGUUAGGGCUCUAUGACAAUAGACCCUUUCACUAAUAAACUCGUAAUUGCGCAUGCAUGCGCACAAAUGGCCUUGGCAGCAAGAAAUGUGAGCAGGACAUUGAAAAUGUACAGGGGUGCAAUUUUGAUUA
This is a messenger RNA of Acanthaster planci (crown-of-thorns starfish), 2608 nucleotides long. Its product is annotated as tumor necrosis factor alpha-induced protein 8-like protein 1. The record is from RefSeq and is a predicted model, not a curated record. Gene Ontology annotation, biological process: regulation of apoptotic process. Gene Ontology annotation, cellular component: cytoplasm. Lineage: Eukaryota; Metazoa; Echinodermata; Asteroidea; Valvatida; Acanthasteridae.